AUGGCGGCGGCUACAGUUAGGAGAUCUCCGUAUAAGGAUUUCUUGCAACCCGCGUUGCAGCGGCGCUUUGCCACGGCGAGUUUGGGCGUGCUGGCCGUUACAUACAUUCAAGCGCUAUUCUUGGCGAAUUGGAGCUCUCUAUUUUGGUCCUGGUUCCCCCUCAGCGCAACCGGUUUCCGCGCGAUCGCCCUGUUCUUCUGCGGCAUCCUCAUCAUCAUCCUUCGCAUCUCACAGUACCACCCCGGGCUACGGACCUCCGACUCGGGCAUUUCCACCUUCUUCCGCUAUGCCCCGCGGCUCGAGACCGCCGAGACGAUUGUCACAUACACGCUGUCGGCCGUCAUCUUCAGCUUCAUCUACAUUUGGUCGCUCUCGGAGGACUCCGGACUAGAGUUCAUCACCUAUUUCACGGCCGACCGGGCGCGGCUCAACGAGAAGCCGCUGUUUUUGAUCUCGCACUUGGUGCUGCUGGGACUUUAUCAAGGUUUCCUGCACCUCUUCUGCGAUGUCGACCGGCUGUCGCUCGGUGUGGCUAAGCCGCAGAACGGAGAGAAGAAGGCUGAGGAAGGGGACGCGGCGAUCCAGAUGCGCCGGUUGAAGGAACAGCUGCCGGCAAUCCUGGUGCGCACCGUCAACAUCUCGUUGAUUGGCCUGAUUCUGAGCACCAUUAUCUACCCGCUCACGGUCCGCAGCGCGGUCUGGAAGACGAGCUUGGUGUUCUUGCGGCCGAUCUACAACCUCCCGCGGAGCAAUAUGCUGCCGCCUACAGCACCUUUUGCUUUCUGGUUUUUGGUCCGCACCUUCUUGGUUAGCUUGCUGCUGACGUUUUCGUGGGCUGCCGCCAACACGGCAUUUUCUCUGUUCCUGGUCAAGCACCCGCUCAAGAACGGGAAGCCCCUGACAUCGGACUCCAAGGACCCGAACGGUAGUCUGUUGAACGGGUUGAAGAAUAAGAAGCUCUCUAUCAAGUGUUUCGCGAUGUGGGAGCUGGCGUUCAUUGCCCGCGACUUUGCCGAUCGCCGCAAGGCCAUCUACGAAGACAUCGACCGCAAAGACGGGCCGAUGUGGUCUCAAGUCUACCAAAUCUGCCUCGACACAUUGAAGACCUUGGAAACCAGCAUCGAUGCCUACACUGCACCACCCCCACCACCUCCCACAGCAGCCGACGUAAAGGCCGAGCAACAAAAAGUCCGCACUACCGAGCCCCCACGUAACGAGGAGAUUUUCCAACCCAUCCCGCAACACAAGGGCCUGCGCAACCAAGUCGAGAAGGCCGUCCACCAAGUGGCCCUUGCCCCGGGCCAGACCUCGCAGUUGUCCCCAGCCGCGAAGAAAGCCGUCGAGUCGGCUAAGCACCAACUGCUUAAGAUCCAAAAGGAGGCCACCGGCUCCGACGACCCGCAGGGCCUCUUCCAGGACUUCGCCCUCCGAGCCCUCCACUCCCCAUUUGGCUGGCCCUUCCGACACCAAUACCGCCGUCGCCUGGCCCACGCCGUCUUGGGAAGCCCCUACGGCGAACCCAGCCUGUAUGUCAACGCGGCGUGUGCGCUGGCCGGGCUGACGGUCCAUUCGCUGCGCGAGGACCGCUACGGGAACGUGCAGCGGGACGUAGCGACGCUGAUUCGGGCGCUGACGGGGGUGACGAAGAAGCUGGAGGGGUUCCAGGCUGGAUUGGCGACGCACUGGACGGAUGUCGAAGCGGAACGGACGUGCCCGGAGGUGGAGGAGGUGCUGGCUGCGCUCAAGGAUGGGCUGGCGAGGACGAUUGAGGGGUUUGGGCCUUAUGCGCGGGAAUUGAGGCUGAGUUUGACGGAUAUGCGGCUCGCGAGGGAGGCUGCGGGCGUGGAAGAGGCGGAACAGGAGAUGGAGGAGGUGGGGAGAGGGAGGUAG
Molecule: messenger RNA, 1890 nt
Organism: Dichotomopilus funicola
Lineage: Eukaryota; Fungi; Ascomycota; Sordariomycetes; Sordariales; Chaetomiaceae
Product: nucleoporin protein Ndc1-Nup
Exons: 3
Coding region: 1-1890 (629 amino acids)
Biological process (GO): nuclear pore organization; spindle pole body localization
Cellular component (GO): nuclear pore transmembrane ring; spindle pole body
Molecular function (GO): spindle pole body-nuclear membrane anchor activity
Source: RefSeq, a predicted model, not a curated record